This is a messenger RNA of Drosophila miranda, 852 nucleotides long. RefSeq names its product sperm flagellar protein 1-like. Lineage: Eukaryota; Metazoa; Arthropoda; Insecta; Diptera; Drosophilidae. The transcript has 2 exons. The record is from RefSeq and is a predicted model, not a curated record. The coding region runs from base 107 to 529 and encodes 140 amino acids.
UCAAGUAAUCGCAUUUCAUUUCAUUUUCGGCAUCUAAGCCCCAACUAAAUUUCCACUUUAGAAUUCUAUCAAAAUUUAUAAGUUCCAAAAAAAUAUACACCGUGCAAUGUCUUCUUUUCGGCAAUUGAACUACCAGCAAUGCCAGAUGCUGGACCAGUGGCUGCUGACCUACGGAGUAAUGCUGAACCACCGGACACGUCACGAAUUCAGCGACGUUUUGCCAGUGGCUAGACUCUUCAACAAGGUCCAUCCAGGACGAGUGGACCUCAACAGAUAUGUAUCCCGGAACAGUGUAGCCAUGAAAGCAAGUAACUGGCGUAUUUUCAAUGCGCGAGUCCUGAAGAAAAUGAACAUGGGCCUCACGUCAAAGGAUGAGGAUAAGUUGGCCAGCGCCGUGGAGUGGGUCCAGGAUGCGCUUCUCUACAGGCUGAUGAUGACUGUUGAGGAGAUAGCCGAUGUUGGGCAAGAGUUCUGGUAUGAGAACAAUACUCCUAAAACCAAGAAGAAAAACCAAGAAACCCUUAUGUAAAUGGCUUCAACGGUGUCCCAGGAUGACUACGCUUGGAAACCUUUAAUAAUAUUCACGAGAUUUGAAAUACUUUUCAAUGGUUGUACUUGUGCUCGGACUUGUGCUCAAUGUCAAAGGACCGCUCCCCAAGGACGAACAUUUGGUAGAGGACCGAGCCUGAGCCUCGAGCCAGUUGAAAAGUGUUUUCAAUAAUCGACAGAAUCGGUUUUUGCUAGAACUUGCUGGAAGAUUUGGAUGAUUACAUGGAUUCAACAAAAGAAUUUUGCAAGAACAAACAUUUAUUUCAUGUACAACAAAAUUAGUGAACUAAUGAAAUAAUUGAA